AUGAAAGUGAUGGUCAAUGGGGACAGGAGUCGGAUGGCGACGGCGACUCUGGUGGGGCGUUUCGAGAAGCCUCUGCGACCACUGUGUCAGGUAGUGUUGGAGAUAGCUGCAGCGGCUUCACCCCACGGCAGGAGUGUGGCUCGUGGGCGGCCGACAAGCGCCGACUUUGGUCAGUCCCGUCCACGACCGAUGACCCAGGUAGCUCUAGGGGUACCAGAGUUGAGUCGGUACUAUUCUGAUGGAGGUCCGCGAGCGGCUCAUUCAUGUGAUGUGAUCGAUGGCAACUUAUACAUUUUCGGCGGUUGGAACGGGAAGAAGGCACUGAAUGAUCUAUACGUCCUUGACAUUCCUACCUUCCACUGGUAUGAAGUUGUCAUGCCUAGAGGGACUCCUCUGCCAGCGGCCAGGAAUAACCACACAACGGCUGUGGUAGAUGGUAGACUGUUCAUUCACGGUGGUCACGAUGGUGGUAAGUGGUUGGCCGAUACCCACGUCUUGGUGAACCUGGACUAUCCAGAGCACCGUCUAGCAGGGCAGCAACUUCAGCAACGUCUACGACAGGACCUGCCGGCUUCCCCUCAGCUUCAAAGGACAGUAAGUUAUCCAAGUGGAUCUCCAGCAGGGUUGUACCCCCAGCUUCAGCCGGGAUCAGCCUCAACUCCCGGUGUGAGGAGUAAUUCAGUCGGCGGGAGGACAGCGAAUGUCAGCAGCCUUACAGUUGAUACUACUACUGGUCAUGGGGGUGCCUCGAUGUAUGCUUCUGGUGGGAACCUAUCAGGGCAGGGCAAUGGGGAUCCGGGAUCGACUGCGGAGAGUGAGUGUGGGAUGGUUGCUGUUCGUGUCACCACUGAUGCCUUAUUCUCAGCUUGGCAUCAGCCAUUGAUCAAGAAGAGGAAGAUGCGUCGGUACGUUCGGUGCCUCGAGUGCUACUGUGCCAUUUGUGGUCAGGUUUUGCCUAUCACCAACUCAGCCUACAGCAGUCUGCGCUGGAUUAAGGCGAUAACUAGUGGUCAGCCUCCUUCUGCUCGGGCAUGCCAUACACUGUCACGACUCAACAAGAAGCUGUAUAUGUUUGGCGGAUAUGAUGGUCAGAAGUGCUUCAAUGACAUGGGUCGGGGCAUUUAA
This is a messenger RNA of Perkinsus marinus ATCC 50983, 1125 nucleotides long. RefSeq names its product kelch repeat protein, putative. Lineage: Eukaryota; Perkinsozoa; Perkinsida; Perkinsidae. The record is from RefSeq and is a predicted model, not a curated record. Bases 1 to 1125 code for a protein of 374 amino acids. The transcript is spliced from 9 exons. Gene Ontology annotation, molecular function: protein binding.